This is a messenger RNA of Diceros bicornis minor, 4152 nucleotides long. RefSeq names its product CXADR Ig-like cell adhesion molecule (gene CXADR). Gene Ontology annotation, biological process: homotypic cell-cell adhesion. Gene Ontology annotation, cellular component: intercalated disc; bicellular tight junction; basolateral plasma membrane. The record is from RefSeq and is a predicted model, not a curated record. The transcript is spliced from 8 exons. Gene Ontology annotation, molecular function: cell adhesion molecule binding. Lineage: Eukaryota; Metazoa; Chordata; Mammalia; Perissodactyla; Rhinocerotidae. The coding region runs from base 108 to 1154 and encodes 348 amino acids.
AGGUGCCGCCGCCGCCAGCCAGUCGGGAGCGCGCGAGGAGCCGGGUGACUGAGACCUCGGGUGAGAGCCGCCUACCUGCCGUCGCCGCCCACGGCCGGGCCGCCACCAUGGCGCUUCUGCUGCUCUUCGUGCUCCUGUGCGGAGUCGCGGAUUUCACCAGAAGUUUGAGUAUUACUACUCCUGACCAGAUGAUUGAGAAGGCCAAAGGGGAAACUGCCUAUUUGCCGUGCAAAUUUACCGUUGGUUCAGAAGACCAGGGACCGCUGGACAUCGAGUGGCUGCUAUCCCCAGCUGAUAAUCAGAAGGUGGAUCAAGUGAUUAUUUUAUAUUCUGGAGACAAAAUUUAUGAUGACUACUACCAAGAUCUGAAAGGACGAGUACAUUUUACAAGUAGCGAUCUCCAGGCUGGUGAUGCGUCAAUAAAUGUCACCAAUUUACAGUUGUCGGAUAUUGGCACAUAUCAGUGCAAAGUGAAAAAAGCUCCUGGUGUGGCAAAUAAGAAGAUUCAGCUGACAGUUCUUGUUAAGCCUUCGAGCACAAAAUGUUACAUUGAUGGAUCAGAAGAAAUUGGAAGUGACUUUAAACUAAAAUGUGAAUCCAAAGAAGGUUCACUUCCAUUACGCUAUGAAUGGCAAAAACUGUCUGACUCACGGAAGCUGCCCACCUCGUGGUUACCAGAAAUGACUUCACCUGUUAUAACUGUAAAAAAUGCCAGUACUGAGUAUUCUGGGACAUACAGCUGUACAGUCCAAAACAGAGUGGGCUCUGAUCAGUGCCUGCUGCGCCUGGACGUCGUGCCUCCUUCAAACAGAGCUGGAACAAUUGCUGGGGCUGUUAUAGGAACUUUGCUUGCUCUAGUGCUCAUUGGUCUUAUCAUGUUUUGCUGUCACAAAAAGCGCAGAGAAGAAAAAUAUGAAAAGGAAGUUCAGCAUGAUAUCAGGGAAGACGUGCCGCCGCCAAAGAGCCGUACGUCCACUGCCAGGAGCUACAUCGGCAGCAAUCACUCAUCCCUGGGGUCCAUGUCCCCUUCCAACAUGGAAGGAUAUUCCAAGACUCAAUACAACCAAGUACCAAGCGAAGACUUUGAACGCGCUCCUCAGAGUCCAACUCUCCCACCUGCUAAGUGUUGCAAAUUAUGUAUUCUCAAAACGUAGUUCCUAAAUUUACUCUCUUGAAUGCAGUUCCUGGAGGAUGUUUUCUUCAUAGACUCAGAAUGAUGAAAUAGAGUUUAAACUAGUAAGUGUCCUCCAUUGCUUCUGUAUUUCAAACUUGGGAGGAUGUGCAGUUGCUAUUGUAUGGCCAACAUGUCUUUGUAUAGUUGCAGAAAAUCAAGUUGAGCUUUGAGAAGUUUGAGUCUUAGUUUUGUGAAAGUGAUUUAUUCUUUAAAAAUAAAAAGAAAGAAAUGAAAGCAAAUGGAGUUAAAGGAAUACUCCUAACUGCCAAAUGUGUUAAAUACUGUUUUAGUGGAAGAAAGUGAAUUUAUUGUGUUUCCCUUAAGACUGUGAGGGAGUGUGGCUAUAGUAGAAUGAGCCAACAGUUUCUUUAUAGUAAAUGAGGUCUGCAAUAAAUAUUUUAGUAGCUCUAAAACCUUUUCCCUAGAUUUUAGUAGGGACUUGGUUUCUCUUGAUCUUUUUGGGUGCUGUGGUGGUAAAUGCUACAUUAUAAAGUAAUGUUGGCAUGAAUUUAUGACUAGGCAGAGUAUUGUGUGCACUUCUAACGGUAAAUUUAAGCUGAAUGUCUGUGUAAUGGAUUAGUGUAUCGUUUUACAUAUUUGAAAGCAUUUUUUAAAGUAAGUUUUAACCUUACAUAAUAUUGCUUUUCUACUGUGUUAACAUUUUCAUCUGUGCCUUUUGGAUAAUUUAGUUUGUAUUACGAAGUUCUGGUGCCUAUGAGCUAGCUAUCGCCUGAAAGGUGCUUAGAGGUGAAGGUACUGUUCCUGACAACGCAUCACUGUGACUCCCUGCUGUCCUCACACUUCCAGUCUUGCCUCCUCUUCUCUGUUCUUUUUGGAUGCAACUUAACUGUUUGUGGUCUUCAUAAAGAUUUUAAAAUUUCAACAUCCCCAACACUCUUUGUGUUUCUGAUUUUAUAACAGUAGCUGUUUGAAUGCUGGAUGUCUGGCCUGUUUUAUAUGAAUAACAUUUAUAAGAUAUUAUAAGAGUAAAUAACAGAUCACAAACUUUAAUGAUAAAAAUUUUUUGGUCUUGCCUAUUCCUGAUUUCCAUAAAAUGAAGAUUAUGCUAUCAGUCUAAGUAGGAAUUACUAGAAAAGGUGGACAUCCGUGAGACUUUCUAGUCUAGGUUGGCUAUAAGUAAAUCAGAAUCUCUCCUAGAAGCACUUUGAGUUUAGGUCCAUACCAACCACAGCCUGAGAUAGGAGAUUGUUAGAAUGGGUUAUGUGACCUUCGGAGACCUACGGGGUGUGACUGAGUUUAGAGGACAGAAUUCAAUUUUAGGCCUAUUUUUCUUGUGACUCCAUUGUAAGCUUCAGUUAAUCCAAAGGUCAGAUAGUACUAACUUCCCCAGUAAUUCUCAGUCAUCAUUUCAGUUGAGCCAGAGAUCAAAUAUUUGUACUAGAAUUACUAUUGGUAACGAUCAAACAAUUCAACAAAAAAUUGUUAUUCAGGCAUUUCCCUUAGCAAGCCGAACAGCAUAGUCAAGGAUGGAACUGCAUCUUCGAAGCAAAACCAUUUGAUUCCACUUUACACCUGCGAGACUUGACACCGUCUUUUUGAGUUAUGCAAGAUAACUUGAAAAGAAAUGCUGUAGAGGAUGUAGUUCUCUGCUUUGAAUAUAGUAGUUUAUAGGUGUUCUUUUUCUUAUUAGCAGUCUUACUAAUAUUCCCCUGUUAGAAGGCCAAAAAAAAAUCUCUUUAUUGAUUACACUGACCAGUUAUUCCGGGGCAAAUAACUUCCUUUAAAUUUGGGUUAUCUGCCGUGGAGUUGUUACAGUGGAAACACAGCCUGAGUGUGUCUUAGGGGAGGUUAAUUCAAGAAACACAAUUAGAUUAUGGAUAUGAAGAAAUACCUGAUUUUCAUUACAAAGAUAAUUUUUAUGAUUGAGUUCUGGAAAUUCAAAGCAAGUGAAGGGGGCAGUAAACAUUUUGAUUAAAUAUAAAGAGAACCCAUUGCAUGAAGUUGGAUAUCAAAUUCUGUAAUGCAUGGCUUCUUGAAAUAACUAUUCUCUGUCUUUUUAUGUGUGUGCAGCAUGUAAAUUUGAAGUUAUGUGAAUGUUUAAAGUUUUUUUCUAAUCUCUUUUCAUCUCCACAGUGUUUAGGGCUUUCACAUGCCUUACUCCAGCGUGAACAGAAAAAGUCCAUAUUUUAUGUGGUUAAUGCUUUGAUGUGUCAUGUAAGGAGUAGUUUGUAGAAAAUGUUGGCACAAUUUUAACUUUUUAGUGGCUUGUGACAUUACAUAUUAUAUAUAUGUACAUAUAUCUUUAUAAUAUUCCUGUGUUUAGUAGUGUAAAUGUUCUGGGCAAGUUUUAAUAUUUCAAAUGCCUUUGGAUAUUCUUGCAAUAAAGGCAACAUGUUCUGCAGUUGGAUUUUUUACUUGUUUGCCUAUUUUGACACUAAAAUGGUUCAUAACUGAGCGCAAGUUUUACUCAUAAAUAUUAUAGAAGCAGGGAAGAAUAAUAAAUAAAUCUAUGAAUUGUGGUUCUGUUUAUCUUAUGGAUGGUAACACCAGCAAAUAAUUUGCUUCAUCUAGCCUCUUACUAUUAAUUAAAAUCAAAUUUUACAAAAUAUUCUGUUUUGUAAUUUAAGAGCAUGGUGAAUAUCAGUUGGGUUUGGUUUUGGUCAUGAAGACUAAAAGCUUUAAUCCAGGAAGAACUCUCUGAUUUCUGCUAACUUGUUUAUUGACACAUGUGUUAAGAGAACCACAGCUCAUUGAUUCACUUAUUCUCGUCCCUAACUGUGAAUUUUUGUGAUAAAUACACUUGUACUACUGAGAAAAAAUAUUUUGACACUUCACAUAUACAAGUAGAGAACUGAUAGUGUCAGUUUCAAAAAUGAUUUUGUAUUUAAAGUUUCUGGCUUAGGUAUCCAAUGGUGCAGAUUUUUAAGUUUGUAAGAACAAAAUUUGUUUAAAAAAACAAAAACUUGCUCUAGUUUUGUGACCUUGUGUACUUUUAAAAUAAAAUCAAGAAAGCAGUU